AUGCCUGGUUCUGUGAGAGGAGUCCGCCGGCUAGCCAAAGAAAUCCACAAGGAGCAAGGUGUGCAUACAGCCAAAAUAGAAGAAAUUAUCCGAGUGUGUAAGAAGCUUGCCAUUGAGAAUGAAAUUCUCAAGCAUGAGAAUUCUGGGUUGCAUGCAGCACUUGUGAAUGAGAAGAAAAGACGAAAAAGAGGGAAAGGUAUGGGGCUCUUCAAUAAAGAACGACCUGGAGAAGCGCAGUUCUUUUCAUCAGCGAAGGUUGCAGUAGUUAGAAAGCGAGCAGAAGAGAUUGAGAUUGAGAACCAACUGCAAAAGUCUCUUGCAGAAGAAAAGAAGAUUCAAAAGGUGCUAGAAAAAGAGGAGAAGGCAUGGGCAAAGGCAGAAAAGGCACGAGAGAGAGAAGAAAAGAAACAGGCUAAAAUUGCAGAGCACGAACAGCUUGCAAAGCAGAGGGAAGAGUGCAAGUCUGAAAAGCUCAUUUUGAAACAAAUACAGCUUGAAGAAAAGGCUCAAUUAGUUGUUGAGCGAGAGGCUCUGAAAAAGCGACAUGGAGAAGAUCUUGGAAAAUCAGCCAUGAAAAGGUGCAAGAUCACAAUCCAGGAACGAGCAGAUGCACCUAAAAAAGUGACUCAAAAGCAGAAACAGGUUUCAAAGAGUCGAUUUAUAGCAGAAAAUUCAUCUGCAGAGGUUCGUAGAUCAAGUUGCAAUGGGUCAAACCAAGAUGGGCAGGUUUUGAGAGUUUCAAGGACCGGACGUAAAAUCGCUCCUCCACGGCGAUGUCUAGACUAG
Molecule: messenger RNA, 786 nt
Organism: Westerdykella ornata
Lineage: Eukaryota; Fungi; Ascomycota; Dothideomycetes; Pleosporales; Sporormiaceae
Exons: 1
Coding region: 1-786 (261 amino acids)
Source: RefSeq, a predicted model, not a curated record